Messenger RNA from Xenopus tropicalis (tropical clawed frog), 2090 nucleotides. RefSeq names its product motile sperm domain containing 1 (gene mospd1). Gene Ontology annotation, cellular component: Golgi membrane; endoplasmic reticulum membrane. Bases 344 to 997 code for a protein of 217 amino acids. The transcript has 7 exons. Lineage: Eukaryota; Metazoa; Chordata; Amphibia; Anura; Pipidae. The record is from RefSeq and is a predicted model, not a curated record.
GACUUCCUGCCCCCACUGCAGCCCAUUGCUUGCAAACAACAGCCCCAAACCAAUUGUAACUGGCAAAUUACUCGCACACAUAGAACUCUCAUGGGGCUUUACAUGAGGCGGCAGCAGCAGCAGCAGCAGUCUGAGCUCCGCAUCCGCAGCAGGAGCUGUGACGUCAGUGUGGUGCGGGGCGGCUCUGCAGCCAGAAGCUGUUGCUGACAAAGGGACUGUGGAAAGCAGAGGAGCCCGGAGCAGAGAUCUGCCAAGAUGCACUAGAGGUCUUCCCAGUAUCACUGAGAGCUGUUGUGAGAUUUUGACAGACAAAAGGAGCUGCAGAGAGAGAAACACAGAUUCUAUGCCAAUGCAGCAGCAAAAACGCCAGCCAGAACUAGUGGAAGGAAAUCUUCCAGUUUUUGUCUUUCCAACAGAGCUUAUAUUUUAUGCCGAUGAUCAGUCUACGCACAAGCAGGUGUUAACCUUGUACAACCCUUAUGAGUUUGCCUUAAAAUUUAAAGUCCUCUGUACGUCUCCAAAUAAGUACGUUGUAGUGGAUGCUGCAGGGGCAGUGAAACCUCAGUGCUGUGUUGAUAUUGUUAUACGGCACAAAGAUGUCCGAGCCAGUCACUUUGGUGUCAUUGACAAAUUCCGUCUUCAAGUGUCCGAACAAAGUCACAGGAAAGCGCUGGGACGCAAAGAAGUCAUAGCAAUGCUUCUUCCAUCUGCAAAGGAGCAACAGCAAAAAGACGAGGAAGAAAAGAGAAUGAAGGAACAUUUUGCAGAAAGUGUCUUUUUUGAACAGGCACCUUCCCAGCCAGAUACCAGAAAUUCUUCCUCAGGGCCUAGUUUGCUGAUGGUCUUCCUUGGCAUGGUUUGCAUAGCUGCACUGAUGAUGCCCACCUUGGGUGAAAUGGAAUCCAUGGUGCCUCUCUACCUCCACUUAAGUGUGAAUCAGAAAUUAGUGGCUGCCUAUGUUUUAGGACUUGUAACAAUGGUUGUUUUGCGAACAUGAACCUUGUGGAUAUCGGGAUCAUAGCGAUGUCUCUUCACCUUAGUGUGUGGACUGCCUUCUGCUGCCGUCGGGCCAGUGCCUGCCCUUCAGGAAAACUUAGCAGUGGUGGAAAACAAAAUAGCAAAAACAAUAUAUUUUAACUCUUCAUAUUACUGUAAUUGAGUGGCUGAAAGCAUAUUACCAGUGAAUGUUUAAGAACCAAGAAUCUUUAAUGAUGUCUGUGAAACAUAUUUGAGGAAACAUCAUUUUAUAUAUAUAUCCCUAUAAAAGACUUUUAUUGUACAAUUUAUGGUUAUUUUGUGCUCUCCUAUCCAGUGUGCAAUGAAGACACUGAUAAAAAAAAUAACUUCAGUAGUGCACAUUUCUUCCACUAAUGUAGCAACGGACAAGCCUUUUGCUGUCUAAAGGAAUAAAGGCACAUGUGCGACUGCAUAUGCAGCGAGUAAAGUGCACUUUUGAGCACAAUUACCAUGUUUGUUUUCCCUCAGAAUCUCAGCAUCGUUGUGGUUGCAAUGAUCACUCAAUAUAACUGAACUGCACCUACUGCAAUUGCAUCUGAUUUGGCAAAAUUACAGGAACUGCGCAUGCUCUUUAUCACAAAUCAGGUGCAGUUUAGAAGUUUGCCUGCUGUCAUUUACAAUGUUCAGCGUGUGAGUGAUGUGUGCUUCCUAUUCUUUUAAUUCAACUGUGGUUAUUGAGGGAACCCUAGCACUGUUGCGGGGUCUGGAGGUGUCGUUAGCUCCAGGCUUCCCCUAUAUUAAAAUGUGCUUUUCAGUUCAGAACGGAAGACAGACAGGGCUAAGUAUCCAGAAAUGCAAGGAGCACAUUUUGACGCAAGUACCUUCAAUGAAAGUUGUUUUACAAGCAACUGACUGCAGGGAAAAUGUGGGGAUCGCAACUGGACUUGUGGAUGUACAUGAGCCUUCUAGUUACAAUAUUAUAUUAUAUCUUCUUAAAGGAAAAUUAUACCCCCAAACAAUGUAGGUCUCUGUAAAAAUAUAUUGCAUAAACAAGUAAACUCUGUAUUUGUUUAUGUAAAAACUUGUUUAUGUAAAACUCUGCUUCAUCUAAAUAAACCAUUUUACUAAAAAUA